AUGGAUCCGAGCCAGCAUAAUCCCCCUGCCGGGCACCAAAUCGUCCAUGUCCGAGGUGACUCGGAGACCGACUUGGAAGCUCUUUUUAACGCUGUAAUGAACCCGAAAAACGCUAUCGUACCCCCUUCUGUACCGAUGAGGAUGAGAAAACUUCCCGAUUCCUUUUUCAAGCCGCCGGAACCAAAGUCGCACUCCAGACAAGCAAGCACAGAUGCGGGCACUGCUGGUGCCCUCACCCCCCAGCAUGUCCGGGCACACUCCUCGCCCGCCUCCCUUCAGCUGGGCGCAGUGUCUCCUGGGUCCAUGGCUGGUCUGCCACCACCUGGGGCGUCCCCACAGCACCUCCGCCAGUCAUCCUAUGAGAUCCCUGAUGACAUGCCCCUUCCGCCUGGUUGGGAGAUGGCGAAGACCUCAUCUGGCCAGAGAUACUUCCUCAACCACCUGGACCAGUCCACCACCUGGCAGGACCCACGCAAGGCCAUGCUUCAGAUGAACCAGCCCUCCCCAGCCAGUCCUGCCACUGUGCAACAGAACAUCAUGAGCCCAGCCUCUGGUCCUCUGCCUGAUGGUUGGGAACAAGCCAUUACCUCGGAGGGAGAGAUCUACUACAUCAACCAUAAGAACAAAACCACCUCAUGGCUGGACCCACGGCUGGACCCACGCUAUGCUCUGAACCAGCAGCGGAUAAGCCAGAGUGCCCCUGUGAAGCAGGCCCCGUCACUGCCCUCCAGUCCCCAGGGUGGGGUCAUGAGCGGUAACAACCAGAUGAGGCUCCAGCAACUACAAAUGGAGAAGGAGAGACUUCGACUGAAGCACCAAGAGCUUCUUCGACAGAGACCCCAGGAACUGGCUCUGAGGAACCAGCUGCCCACCAGCAUGGAACAGGACGGGGGCACCCAGAACCCCGUUUCCUCGCCAGGCAUGGCUCAGGAUGUCCGGACCAUGACCACCAACAGCUCCGACCCGUUCCUCAAUAGCGGGACCUACCACUCCAGGGACGAGAGCACGGACAGCGGCCUGAGCAUGGGCAGCUACAGCGUCCCCCGCACUCCAGAUGAUUUCCUCAACAGCGUGGACGAGAUGGACACAGGGGACACUCUGGGUCCCAGUUCCAUGUCAACACAGCCCAGCCGUUUCCCUGACUACCUGGACACCAUCCCUGGCACCAAUGUGGACCUGGGCACACUGGAAAGCGAAAGCAUGGCGGUGGAGGGCGAGGAGCUGAUGCCCAGCCUGCAGGAGGCGCUGAGCUCUGACAUACUCAAUGACAUGGAGUCCGUGCUGGCAGCUACCAAGAUCGACAAAGAAAGCUUCCUGACGUGGUUAUAGAGGGGCGGGGCCAGGACCCGCCCUCCAUCCCUACACUACCAACUGCUGCCAAGUCGAAUCUGUGAAGGAUCUGGAGAUGUUAAGACAUUUCAGUUGCGCUUUCAGGAUUUUUUUUUUUUUUUUGUAAUUUCACAUACAUAGAUGAACAAAUUGCAGACAGCAGCAUAUUCUGCGUGUUUCUUUUGCUUGGUUUGUCUCUUUCUCACGUCCUCAAGGCUGGCCCAUGAAUUGACGAUUUUCCAAGGGUUCCCCCAGAUCCUCCGUGUCACUGUGUGUCACCUUCUGUUCUGUCAUGCUGGCAAGGACCUCACUCCGCCCCUUUGAGCCGAGCUGGGUCUGUGCGCGUGCAUGCAGGUGUCUUCUCUCCAAAAAGAAAAAAAGUGCUGCACUUCUCACUUAUUGCCUGUGACCUCUGUUGCCUCAGUUCCUGCAACACAGUCUUUACUAGAAGGACAUUUUCUUUCCUUGUAGCUUUUUGUUUUAACAGUUUUUCUUCUCAGUGUGUUUGUUUUGAUUUGUUCUUUGUUUUUAUGUGAGCCUGAGAAACCAAAAAAGUGAUGCAUCUGACACAAAACAAGAUGAACUCUUCUCAGUACUGAUUUGGGGUCAAGGUAAUGCAAGGCCCGGUCCGGACAGGCCGGCUGUGGAUAGGGGGGUGCAGCCGGGCUCCGUGAUUUCCAGUGCUGCUGCUUGGCUGUGC
Megalops cyprinoides (Indo-Pacific tarpon) is the source of this 2029-nucleotide messenger RNA. Its product is annotated as transcriptional coactivator YAP1. The transcript has 8 exons. The record is from RefSeq and is a predicted model, not a curated record. Gene Ontology annotation, biological process: positive regulation of transcription by RNA polymerase II; hippo signaling. Gene Ontology annotation, cellular component: cytoplasm; nucleus. Gene Ontology annotation, molecular function: transcription coactivator activity; protein binding; transcription corepressor activity. Lineage: Eukaryota; Metazoa; Chordata; Actinopteri; Elopiformes; Megalopidae. Bases 1 to 1329 code for a protein of 442 amino acids.